AUGGAGCUGGCGCGUGCCGUCACGACGGGAAUCCUACUCGGUCUCAUCAACAUGGCGACGAUCGGCGGCAACGUGCUCGUGCUGCUCGCCGUCUUCGUUAACCGUCACCUGCGCAGCGCGACGCACUACUUCAUCGCCAACCUCGCCAUUGCCGACCUGCUGCUCGGCACCGCCGUGCUGCCGUUCAGCGUCAGCCUCGAGAUCACAGACCGUUGGCUGUUCGGCUCCUUCUUCUGCGACAUCUGGGCGGCAAUCGACGUGCUCUGCUGCACGGCGUCCAUCAUCAGCUUGUGCGUCAUCUCCGUCGACCGCUACAUCGGCGUGACGCGCCCGCUCAGCUACUCGUUCAUUAUGACGCCACGAAAGGGACUCGCCGUCAUCGCCGUCGUGUGGAUCGUGUCCGUGUUGAUCUCCAUCGGGCCGCUGAUGGGCUGGAAGAAGCCGACGCUGAAGCCGUACGAAUGCGGCCCCGUAGAGGACCUCGACUACGUUCUCUUCUCGGCGUCGGGCUCCUUCUACAUCCCGCUCGUCAUCAUCCUGCUUGUCUACUACCGCAUCUACCUGGAGGCGGUGCGCCAGAGCAAGUUUCUCGCCAGCGGCGUCAAGGUGUCGAAGAAUUACGGCGGCUCGCAGGCCAACUCGACACAGGUCGUGCUGCGCGUGCACACGGGGAAGAAGUGCGGAGCGGCGACGUUGGCGGUGGCGGGAGCGCACGGCAACGACGCUAACAACACCGAGCUGAGUCCCCGCAAGACGACGAUCGCCGCCAAGCUGAGCUACAAGUUCGCGCGGCAGAAGAAGGCGGCGAAGACACUCGGUAUCGUUGUCGGCGUCUUCAUACUCUGCUGGCUGCCGUUCUUCGUCAUUUUGCCGUUGGGUAAGCUUGCCGCGCGCUCGCGUUGA
Messenger RNA from Priapulus caudatus, 903 nucleotides. Its product is annotated as alpha-1B adrenergic receptor-like. The record is from RefSeq and is a predicted model, not a curated record. Lineage: Eukaryota; Metazoa; Priapulida; Priapulimorpha; Priapulimorphida; Priapulidae. Gene Ontology annotation, cellular component: membrane. The transcript has a single exon. Gene Ontology annotation, biological process: adenylate cyclase-activating adrenergic receptor signaling pathway; cell-cell signaling; phospholipase C-activating G protein-coupled receptor signaling pathway. Gene Ontology annotation, molecular function: alpha1-adrenergic receptor activity. The coding region runs from base 1 to 903 and encodes 300 amino acids.